CAAUGGGAGUAGAAAAUGUAUCAGCGUCAGUGGGGAAUAGGAGGAAUAGUGUCCAGUCAUUGGUAUUAGUUGGAGGAACAAUGCCUUAUCAUUGGUGUCAGUGGGAUGAAUGGUGCCCCAUCAUUGGUGUUAGUGGGUGGAAUAGUGUCCCAUCAUUGGUGUCAGUGGGAGGAAUAGUGCCCCAUCAUUGGUGUCAGUGGAAGGAACAGUGCCCCAUCAUUGGUGUCAGUGGAAGGAACAGUGCCCCAUCAUUGGUGUCAGUGGAAGGAAUAGUGCCUCAUCCUUGGUAUUAGUUGGAGUUAUAGUAUCUAAUUGUUUAUAUAAGUGGGAGGAAUAGUGCCCCAUCAUUGGUGACAGUGGGAGGAAUAGUGCCCCAUCAUUGGUAUCAGUGGGAGGCAUAGUGUCCUAUCAUUGGUAUCAGUGGGAGGAAUAGUGCCCCAUCAUUGGUGACAGUGGGAGGAAUAG
Staurois parvus is the source of this 465-nucleotide messenger RNA. The record is from the annotation of a GenBank genome assembly. Lineage: Eukaryota; Metazoa; Chordata; Amphibia; Anura; Ranidae.